UUCGCCACAAGAUGGCACUGACCUGCAGACAAAGGAAAUCGCAGUGGCACUGACUUUAAACAGGCUUGUAAAUGCGCCUUCCUCUGAGUCAAGGACUAGAGGGGUGAGGGCUCGGGUUUGAGCAGGAGAAAUACCAUCGGAUCUUUUCCUCCCCUCCGGUGACACUCUUCCCGCUUCUACAUCAGCGAACCGACGGAUUCUUCAAAAGAGUAUUCAGUUCAAAGAAAUGAAGAAUUGAGAAUCAUUUUGGUGAAUGGAUUCCAAUAUAUGGAAUAAGAAUAAGCUGGAGAUUUGACCUGUUUUGAGGAAACAUACAGUCCAUUUGUCUAAUCGAUAACAACGAAACCUAAAAAAUGAAUUCAACACUCUUCUCUCAAGUUGAAAAUCACUCAUUUCACUAUAACAUCUCAGAGAACUCUCCACUUCUGGCUUUUGAAAAUGAUGAUUGCCACCUGCCCUUGGCUGUGAUAUUUACUUUGGCUCUUGCUUAUGGAGCUGUGAUUAUUCUUGGGGUCUCUGGAAACCUGGCAUUGAUCAUAAUCAUCCUGAAACAGAAAGAGAUGAGAAAUGUCACCAACAUCCUCAUCGUGAACCUUUCCUUCUCAGACUUGCUGGUGGCCAUCAUGUGUCUCCCUUUCACUUUUGUGUACACGCUGAUGGACCACUGGGUCUUCGGUGAGACCAUGUGCAAACUGAAUCCCUUUGUCCAAUGCGUCUCCAUCACGGUAUCCAUUUUCUCUCUGGUUCUCAUCGCUGUGGAGCGGCAUCAGCUGAUCAUCAACCCAAGAGGGUGGAGACCAAGCAACAGACAUGCUUACAUCGGCAUUGGUGUCAUUUGGGUCCUCGCUGUGGCUUCUUCUCUGCCCUUCCUGAUCUACCAAGUUCUGACCGAUGAACCCUUCCAAAACGUAACACUUGCUGCCUUCAAGGACAAAUACGUGUGCUUUGACAGAUUCCCGUCAGACUCUCACAGGUUGUCGUACACGACCCUCCUUCUGGUGCUGCAGUACUUCGGCCCACUCUGCUUCAUAUUUAUAUGCUACUUCAAGAUAUACAUUCGCUUGAAAAGGAGAAACAACAUGAUGGACAAGAUGAGGGACAGCAAGUACAGGUCCAGCGAGACCAAACGCAUCAACGUCAUGCUGCUCUCCAUCGUGGUGGCCUUUGCAGUCUGCUGGCUGCCCCUUACCAUCUUCAACACUGUGUUCGACUGGAACCACCAGAUCAUUGCCACCUGCAACCACAACCUGCUGUUCCUGCUCUGCCACCUCACGGCCAUGAUCUCCACCUGUGUCAACCCUAUCUUUUAUGGGUUCCUGAACAAAAACUUCCAGAGAGACUUGCAGUUCUUCUUCAACUUCUGUGAUUUCCGGUCUCGAGACGAUGACUACGAGACCAUAGCCAUGUCUACCAUGCACACAGAUGUGUCUAAGACUUCUCUGAAGCAGGCAAGCCCCGUCGCAUUUAAAAAAAUCAAUGUGGAUGACAAUGAAAAAAUCUGAAGCCGCUCAGAACAUACGGUCCCAGGCUACAUCCGUGAAAAAGCAAGCACAACCUGCCGCAUGCUUUCGUUACCUGUGCUCCCAGGGGAUGGAGUGAAAUGGCUUUGGAAAGUCCAGGACACUCUGGGUUGCAUUUGACUGCUUUUGUUAUGGUUGCCACGAUUACUUGGCAUCAACAUGAGUGGACUUUGUAGCCUUCUGGCAACAGUUUUGUCUAGACUUCCUUGGCGUGUAUGUGUGUGCAUUUGUGUCCGUGUCUGUCUCUGUCUGUGUGUGUGCAUGUGUGUGAAAUUAUGCAUAUGACAUAAAGAUUCUUAUAUUUAUUGGAGUAAAUUUCUCUGAAAUAUUAUCAUGAGCUCGCUUCAAAAGCUGUAGCCACCUGAUAUUCUCAAGAUUUGGGGGCCUUCAAGAUUAGAUGAGAUUUCCAAGGCCCUGGACUAUCUUUGUUCCAUGCUAGGCAUCAUUUUAGUCUGUUACAAGGGUGACAGUACACAAGUCACCUUUUAGAAUGUGCCAGAGCCAGAAGAGAGUCUGAAGUCAUUCGAUGGCAUUUCUCUCUUUCUCUCUCUGUCUCUUUUCUGAGAGGACUGGAUUUGUCACUCCUAGUCGAGUAUCACUUAAGAUAAAGAUAUGUAAAGAACACGUUUUCAGCUGGGACUGCCACUGGGAAUUAGGCAACCCACAUGAAUGAAGUGGCAAAGCAGUUCCCUGAUUUCAAAACCUUUCUGACAACCAAAGCAUUUCAGGGUAAUUAGCUUAAUAAGUAAAUUAGUCUUGCUGCAGAUACUUCAAUUGUAUCCACAGGACUUGAUACUCGAGAGGUUUUGCAUCGUUCCUAAGAGUGUUCAGCACUGUCAAGAUUUCUGGCACAAACAUGUGACUCUGAGAGCAUUUCCAGCUCACACUGCACAGAAACAUAGUAUGCAUUUUCCAUGCAACAGUGCCUAUGUAGUAACUAGUACUUAACUCUUUUUAACUGUUUAUCUUUCAUGGCAGAGGAUACAUGGACAAUGUUAAAAGGAUGUUCACCGCAGCUAGCAGGUAUCUAUCCAUACCCGUCCGUACCUAACACUUUCACACAGCCAGCCCAUCCUAGCUUGUAUAAACUGUGUGACGUGUGGAGUUUUAUAAUCAUAUACUAUUAUAUUAAAGAAUACUGAGUAGCCAUGUCAUAUUAACAAACUUACUUCCACAUAUCCUGUAAUCAUGAUUCAGCCUCAGAAAAGAUAUUUUGAAGAACAAGACAGUUUCAAUGUAUUAUACAAAAUGUUGAGUGUAUUUGGUUUUAGAAGGGCAAACACUUUCUGUAUUAAAAUUGUUGGGGCUUUUUCA
Peromyscus californicus insignis is the source of this 2834-nucleotide messenger RNA. RefSeq names its product neuropeptide Y receptor Y1 (gene Npy1r). Gene Ontology annotation, biological process: G protein-coupled receptor signaling pathway. Gene Ontology annotation, cellular component: plasma membrane; neuron projection. The coding region runs from base 354 to 1502 and encodes 382 amino acids. Gene Ontology annotation, molecular function: neuropeptide binding; neuropeptide Y receptor activity. The transcript has 4 exons. Lineage: Eukaryota; Metazoa; Chordata; Mammalia; Rodentia; Cricetidae. The record is from RefSeq and is a predicted model, not a curated record.